This is a messenger RNA of Ceraceosorus bombacis, 2994 nucleotides long. Lineage: Eukaryota; Fungi; Basidiomycota; Exobasidiomycetes; Ceraceosorales; Ceraceosoraceae. The record is from the annotation of a GenBank genome assembly.
AUGGUAGAUACUUCCGUAGCCCAAGCGAACACGGUCUCCACAUCUGGCAGCUUACGUCUACAGAGACCUCUUAUCGGACGACAUGUGCCUCUGCCUUCCACCUCUACUGCACGCCAGCACUCGACAGGCGCCGACCUCCGACCUCCACGACAGGCUGAUGCGGACACCCAAGACGAGCAAAUGGUCUCAAAACGAUCAAGCAGCACCGCAGCAACCAGAGCUCAUCUCUCUCUUCGGUCGUCCCCAUCAUCUGUGAAUUCAGAGGCGCAGAGAGACUCGGGCCUUCUUGGCUCGCGUCCGGCCUCCCGUGUGAGGCUUCGACGUGCCUCUAGGCCUCUUGUUCCCACUUCUGCGCCAGCCUUGGAUUCGAAUCAGCAGCAAACGGCCGACCACGUUCCAGAUGAACGAGGACAGAUACAGGCAGACGGGGAGUUGAUUGACACUGUGGAUGGCUCGCUUUCGACAGACGCGUGCCCAGCCGCUACGACGGCACCUACCACCACAGCACAACCCCUGGAUAAAGCAGACAUUGCCCUCGUUCUCGACUUUAUCCUUGGCAAAUCAAUGCGCAUGAGUCACGAGCCAGAGCAAGCGGCAUCAUCACGAGUGGAGGCGCUUUGGAAUCCGCGACCCGAGCAGAGACAGCCAUUUCAAGCGGCUCUCGAUGCCCUAAUCAGCGGCGAAAAGGAGCGCAGGACUCGGUCCCAACCACCGCGCCGAUUUUACCUGGACAAAUGGCCUAGAGCGUCGAACGGCUCCACGAACCUCUAUAAUGCCAUCAGUCAUGCCAACAAAGAAUCGCCGCACUUGCCGGCUGGUGUUGUCUGGAAUUUGCAUCAAGUGCUACUAGCCACACCGCGCGAUGCCGAGAAAGACACAAGAGGUAAGGCCAAGAGACUCUACGCUCAGAGUCGAGGGACCUACGCGUAUUUAUUGAGGCUAGCUGCCAAGCAGAUGAACGGAAGCUUGCUAGCGAGGAUCGGACAGGCAGCGAAACGAUGGGAAGAAGGCAAACGGCACAGUAGCCGCAUGCCGAGCGCUAAGUCUCAAAGUCUUUCUCAGUUGGAACGCGUGCUGGCACAUCAAGUCACAGCUAAGCGGGGCCAAGUGCCGAACUUCUCGCUGAGCAGUGACACGAAACGACUCGUGGCAUGCGAGGAAGGUUCGCAGGAUAAAGCUUUCCUGGCCGCUGUUCGUCUGAGAACAAGAGUCCAAAUGCCGCGCACAGCAGUUUUGACUCGCUAUUCUGCUGCCCAACAUUCCACUGGACCCCACAGUUCCUUGGAUCCGCUUCUGACACGCGUGUAUGCGCCAGCACCUUCCCAACCAUACCUCAUCUCGAAUUUGCGGCGUGCCGCUGAUCGCAGAAGACGCUUGCGUGGCGCACCUGGGACAGCUCGUCUGCUAGUUGCGACAUGGGAUGCGGCUCAACAACGUCUGGCGCGUUCUCGGAAUGGUUCUUCGGAGACAGGAUCUGAACCAUCCGCCAGCGAUCUGCGAUACGCCUCGACACAUGAUGUUUUGGGCCAGCGACAAGUUAGCGUCGGCACAAAAUCUGCCGUUGACCGCGAGUGGCGGCGUUCGCUGAUCAAAGAUGCCCGCUUUAAGUCUGAAGCGCUCAUGGAGUACCUCGACAAGUUUGAAAGACCCGACGAGGAGACGAAUGCAUCCGGGCUACCUGCGUUUGCUGAACAAGAAGAGACGCAAUCACCAGGUACCCGGCAAACGCCGGCUCUGUUGCCAGCUGGGGCGAUUGACGGCGAGCGUCGAGCUUCUGUCAGAUGGAUCGCAGAGAACUCGGUAUUUGAGGACAAUGCAAGCAGAGAAGACGACUAUGGCGACUUGGAAAAGACACACGGAAGCCACGGCCAAUCCCCUCGGUUGCAUGCAACGACCACAUUCGAGCCAAUGAAGGCCGCAGGUCCUUGGCGGUCCGACGCACAAAUUCGUGACAUCACUAUCGACGCCCGCCAGGAUCAGCUGUUUCCGGAAACCCAACGCUCCGUGUUCUCAUCCCGCAGAAAACGGAUCCUCGACGGCCGAAUCGGAGAGGCAUUUCGAAAGCUGAGACUAUCGGGCGAGGCGAACCUCUCUGAUCGAUCAGCGGCGGCAUCCAUCGCUCACAAUACUGGCUACUCAAGCCAUCCGGCAAAGAAAGGCCCUCUACCUACUUGGCUUCUGUUGAGCACAUUACAAACGCUAUCUCAACGUGCAGACCCACAAACGUCAUUCAGACUUGUACGGGCAUAUGUGGCUGAAAUGAAGCAGCUAGGACACUCCAGCGAGGACUUCAGCAAUGAUCGCAUGAUUUACGCCGUCUCGAAGCCCGACGAGCCUCCUGCGGGCGCGAGCCUACUCAACCACGUGCUGAGGGCACACCUUCUGGCCGGAAAUCAGAUACACGAAGCAGAAGCAGCCUUUGUCUGGUUGACUGGCCAAAGCGGACUCGUUCCGGGUGUCGCUGGAAGCUCAAACAAUCUGUCCUCUAUCAGCUCGCGAGGAGACGGUGGUAUUCUACACAGAGGCACGGGCGGUCAGAAAGGGAUGCAAGAUGGCAACGCUGUCCAUGUCAUCCCAGACGAGACGACAGUCUUGUUGUUGCUGUCUUUGAUGGGAGGGAGGAGCGAUCGAUUACACAAAGGCAUUAAGCUGGUUUCGGAAGUCUGGAACACAUGGAAUGAUACAGGGCAAAAGCCACGACUCGUACUUGGCACGAGAACCAUGCGCCUCUUCAUCAAGUGGGGUCUGGAUCUACUCCCGCGACCAGGCCUCGGCCUUUCUUCAGAACAGCGCACGGCCCGGCGAGCAGACACCAUAACAGCCCUUGCUUCGGCCCUUGAGCAGCAUGUCUCUCGACAAGCCAUGCAGGACUUAGACGGACUGCCCCAUUUGGUCACCAAGAGAUUGUGGCAGCGAGGAGAAGCCGUCAAGUGGAGACAUGCUUUGGCCCGACUGAAACGACGCGGCUUGCUUUACUCGGAGCAUGGGGGUUGA